AUCGAUCCAAGCACGACUUUUGAUGCGCCCACAUCCAGCCAGCGCGGUCCGGGCUGUGCUGUGCAUCCUCGUCUCCUCGAUCGAUCGAUACCUUCCGUGCAUACAUGCUCGAUUCCUUUGCCGCCAAAAAAGAAAAACUACGUGCGCGCGCGGAUCGGAGUUGACGAAUCGCGCGCACACAGUGCAGCUCACGGCUCCUCCGAUCCCUUUGGCUCCCUCUCUACAAAGCAAGCAGAGCCAUGGCGAGACGAUGAGACACGCAUACACGCGACGCAACAGCUUCUUACAGCAGCAGCAUUAAACAGUCGAUCGGCAGCUAGCCUAGCAGAGAACUAAAAGAAAACGUGACCGAUGCCGGCGGCAAGCAGGGGGGUCUCGGGCAGCCCACGGGCGAAGCGGUCGGCCGUGCUCCGCUGCCUGGUGGUCGCGCUGAUCUCCACCAUCCUCCUCGCGGGCCUCGUCGUGCUCAUCUUCUGGCUGAUCGUCCGGCCCAAGCCCAUCGAGUACACCGUCACCCACGCCGCCGUGCGCCACCUCAACGUCACCUCCCCCGCCAACAACGCCGCCGCGGCGCUCGUCAACGCCACCUUCUACCUCACCUUCUCCGCCGACAACCCGAACCGCCGCCUGUCCGUGCGCUACAGGGACGUCGCCUUCUCCGUGCACUACGGCGCCGGCAACAGCAAUGACGACAAGGCGUCGGCGCCGCUGGCCGUAGCGGACCCCGUGGCGGACUUCCGGCAGCCGCCCCGGAACGAGACGCGGCUGGCCGUGCGCGCCGUGGCGCGGUCGGUGCCCGUGGCCGGGGAGACGGCGCGGGAGCUCGAACACGACCGCGCCGCGGGGGAGGUGGGCGUCGAGGUGCGCGUGAGCGCGCGCGUCCGCUUCGUCGUCGGCGGUGUCAGGUCCAGAAGGUAUGACAUGAGCGCGGUCUGCUCGCCAGUGGUCAUCGGCUUGUCGCCGGCCGCGGCGAGGUCCUUCAGGAGCGUGCCGUGCGACGUCGCGAUUUCGUGACACGACAGGGAUGUGAUGCGUGAGUGGCGUCUCCUGAUCAGUUCUUUACUCACUGUGCCGGCCACUGUGGUACUGUCCCCUGUGGAGUGUUAAUUUUAUUCUUUUGAGCCGUGUGGAGUGUUAAUUGGUUUGGAUUCAAUCGUUCUGUAGACAUAUUAUGUUACUACCUUUUUUUUCCCACCUUGGGAUGAUCUUAACUUAUCGUUUUGUCAUCUUUGAUGCUUA
Messenger RNA from Brachypodium distachyon (stiff brome), 1239 nucleotides. Its product is annotated as NDR1/HIN1-like protein 10. The record is from RefSeq and is a predicted model, not a curated record. The transcript has a single exon. Gene Ontology annotation, cellular component: plasma membrane. The coding region runs from base 352 to 1014 and encodes 220 amino acids. NCBI's taxonomy places the organism in Eukaryota, Viridiplantae, Streptophyta, Magnoliopsida, Poales, Poaceae.